Folsomia candida is the source of this 1438-nucleotide messenger RNA. RefSeq names its product probable inactive purple acid phosphatase 16. Bases 118 to 1182 code for a protein of 354 amino acids. The transcript has 5 exons. The record is from RefSeq and is a predicted model, not a curated record. Gene Ontology annotation, molecular function: hydrolase activity, acting on ester bonds. NCBI's taxonomy places the organism in Eukaryota, Metazoa, Arthropoda, Collembola, Entomobryomorpha, Isotomidae. Gene Ontology annotation, cellular component: cytoplasm.
UUAUUGUCAAACAAAUCCACUUCAGUCAUGAGUCAACCACCCGUAUAAGUGGCAACUCAAUAAUUUACACUUUUCCCAUUGAAAUUUUAAUUGCACAUGAACAUAAAAUACUAAAAAAUGCAACUCCUCCUCCCCAUAACAGCUUCGACUCUUAUAUUUUCAUCAUAUUUGCUAAUAACUUCAUACUCAAACCCUCCUCUUCCAGCGGCCAUACGACGAAUCCCACCACAAAUUCGCCUAAAUCAAGAAGGGAGACUGAAAAUUGUAAUUUUUGCUGAUUUACACUAUGGCGAGGAACCAUCUACCAUCUGGGGUCCUAUUCAAGACAUAAGAUCAACCAAUUUAACAGGCAGAAUUUUGGACUGGGAAACCCCACAACUUGUCAUUUUCACGGGGGAUCAACUAACUGCUGAAAAUAUGUAUCCUAAUGCUUCAGUCUACGUUGACAUGUUGGUGGGGCCUUUGGUUACAAGGGGUUACCGGUGGGCAUCAACCUACGGAAAUCAUGACAUCGGUCCGAAUGUAACACGACUAGAAAUCCUUCGAGCAGAGCAAAAAUAUGCGAAUAGUUAUACGCAACAAAUGACCGAUUCGUCAAUUCCGGGGGUCACGAAUUAUUACCUCCUAAUUUACUCGGUAGCUCAGCAACCAGUCAUGAUUUUCUGGUUCCUUGAUUCCCAAGGAGGUAGAAAUGGCGAUGGACAGCAGCCUGAAUAUAUCGAUGCGAAAGUUGUGGAUUGGUUUAUUGAAGAAAACGCCAGAUUAAAAGAACAGUUUGGACCUUUGCCGUCGCUUGUAUUUUUCCAUAUUCCUACCGAAGAAUUUAUACAAAUUCAAGAAAAUAUCCAUAUAAAUCCAGUUUGCAGUGGACUCGUGGAUGAUGACGUAACACCGCAACACCCGAAUAAUACCGGAAUUAUGGACGCACUCUCAAAUGCGGGUGGAGUUCAGGCAGUAUACGUGGGUCAUGACCAUGGAAAUGGAUGGUGUUGCUUUUACAAGGAAAUUCAAGUCUGUUACGGAAGGCACACGGGAUUUGGAGGGUACGGAAGUUGGGUUCGUGGGGCUCGGGUUGUAAAUUUGGUAUUGAACAGUGACAAUUCCGUCAUUCUUAAUGGGAGUUAUGUCAGAUUAGAAACGGGUGCAAUUGUGGAUGAGUUUCCCAAAUUGGUGAAAGUUUAAAAGAUAAAACCAGCCAUACGAUAUUUGUUAAUAAGUUUUGAAUGAGUGUCCUGGGUGACAUGUUUAUAAACGUUUUAUUGUUACAAAUUUUCGACAGCGAACUGCAAUAUUAAAAAUAAUUGUUAAUGUUGUUGAUAUAAAUAAAAUCUGCUAUGCAGAAUUUUUAAUGCGAAGGGCAGCAUAAUUAGAUGUUCUAAUUAAAUUCCAUCGUUUAAAUGUGAUUUUUAUUCGUCGCAAAUAAACAUUUUCCAUACAU